Molecule: messenger RNA, 738 nt
Organism: Menidia menidia (Atlantic silverside)
Lineage: Eukaryota; Metazoa; Chordata; Actinopteri; Atheriniformes; Atherinopsidae
Source: the annotation of a GenBank genome assembly
AUGGCCUCCUCGAUGUAUCCACUCCUGAUGAGUUUCUCGUUAGCCAUUUUCCUGGGCUUGACCUCCCUGAGCGGACUGAACUCUCGGCCGUCGGGUCAAGCUUUGGCCCAGGUUCCCUCCAACAACGAAACCACGGAGCCCUCGGUGUUACCGGAGGCGUCCCUGCCGUCGCCCACGCCGCGGUCGGGGGAGCAGACGGACUCGGCGGCCGGGAACCGCUGCUGGGGCUACUACGACGUGAUGGGCCAGUGGGACCCGCCCUUCAACUGCAACGCGGGCAUCUACAUGUUCUGCUGCGGCUCCUGCUUCUACCGCUUCUGCUGCCAGUUCAAGAUCCACAGCCUGGACCAGACCUCCUGCUCCAACUACGACACGCCCGUGUGGGCCAACACCGGGAAACCCGCGGCGCCCGUCACGGAGGUCCAGGAGGAGCCCGACCGAGACCGAACCCACAUGAUCGUUUACAUUAUCUGCGGCGUGGUGGCCAUCAUGGUGCUGGUGGGGAUUUUCACAAAGCUCGGACUGGAGAAGAGUCAGGGAGGACAGACGGAUAUGACUAACUCCAGGAGCAAUGACGAGCAAUGUGCAGGCGGCCUGAGAGGAGGCGGCAGAAGCAUAACCACAAACCGAGUAAACAAAUUUUGGUGCCCAGAGCACGAGCGCGCAGAAAAACAGGCCACGUACCCGCUCAGGCUGCACUGUGUUAAACCAUUUGAAAAGAACUGGCAAGUGUUGUGA